UGUAUUUACCCCAAUGGCGGUAGGAUCUGUUGGCGGAUUGUACGUGAACGUAAACGAGCCUGGAUCGCCAAUGCUGGAAACCAUCCAGACGAGUCAUUCGCCUGUGGAAAACCCCGGAAACCAACAACCAUGAUAAUACAACGGUUUCCAAGACGGGAAACCAAUUGUUCGGUGGGAGUUCCGUUCUGGCGGUCUCCACUUCUUGCCUGCCACACUGACAGUGCAAUCGAGAUCGUCGAGUCGCACGCUUCUCUGCAUGGCAUCCAGUGAAGUUGUGUACGUGAGUGUACGUGCAGCAAAUGGCGGGAGGAAGUUAUUUAGUGCACGAUUUUACAGAAUAAUAAUUCACCCCGCAAUUGUGUGCUUGGGAAAUGUUUGUGGAUGUGUGUGUGAGCACGUGGGUCGCGUCCUCUACUGUACAGUGCUUCCGUACAAAAAGAAAAGAGCGCUAGAGGAGCCGGAAAAAAAGUUUCAGGCAAGCUUAGGUACAACCAAGAUUCCUUAGUGUAGUAGAGAGUCCUCGCAUUACUCUACAAUAACUCCUACCGCGCGAUGGACCAUCGCAACGGCAAAAUAUCCUCUUCCAUUGAAAGUCGGCUAAAGCCCAUUGUGGAGUGAAAUGUGGAAGCAUUUUACCUUAUGUUUUGUGUGUGUGUGUGCCGGUGGGUCGUCGCAUAAAAAUAUUCGCAUACAUUACGCUUUAUGGGCGAUUUAUAACAUGAAGCUUCUCUGUCGCACAUCAACCGAAGGAAAGCGAAGAUGGUUGGUUCUCGUAGCCUUUAUUCCAAUCAUAUGUGUCCUCACGUGCGUGCUUGCGUGCAUGUAUCUAUGUAUCGGUGUAGGAGUUACGUGAGCGUUACUGCGUGUUCUCGUAAAGCAGAGCCGUUCGAUACUGACGCAACGAUAAAAGGCGUUAACGGAGUUUGCCUAAGAAUAUGCUACCUUUUCGUCUUGACAACUGUGUGUGCCUUGCAGCAGCCGGCACAAGAAAAGCACUCCUCAACCAAGCACGGAGAUUAACGUGUUGACAGUGACGAUAAUGAUGAUGUGAUGGGCGUCCGUGAAGCCUGAAUCGCGGUAACAUCGGCCGAAGGGGAGAGUCGUCGUAGUCGUAGUAGCAGUAGUAGGAUAAUAAUUAUGACGACGUUGACGAUGGUGCUGACGAUGCCGAUGCUGAUAAUCUGCGAUGUCUCAUAAUCAUAACACAGUUUACCGAAUUAAUUCCACCGUGACUGGAAAAAGGGGGUUGAGCGACCGAACUUCCGUCCUCGUGAUAGCGUAGAGUGUGAAGUGAUCCUUGUAUAUGUGUGUGUAUGUGUGUUCGUUGGAAAGGAAUCCAAAAUAUUCAGAUGAAACGACACCACCCCAACAACGAGAUAUUCUUCCUCUGCGCUUGAUUUCUACACAGAAGUUUAAAGAAAGUCCCCUGACGCAGGAGUUUUGCCGAACAAUGUCGGCGGAAUCCAACGCCCGUUAAGCCUUUGCUUUACGACUUAUGUUGCGGAUUGGAACCUCCGCCACUACGCCACUACGGCAGAUCGUUUGAUAAUCCUUUCGAUUGAGUGGUUUUCCUUCUGAUUUUCUUACCUUUCUUCCCGAAACACCGCAACCGAAAUGUUAUUCGCACGCGUCGUAUAUUCUCUCGAAAAGCUCGUUCUAAAUUGUGAUGAAUGAAGUGUUUCAUAGUUUAGUGUUGCCGGAGGUUUUUACCGCCGAAUCCUUCGCAGCGAUAGAGGGCAAAGGCCAUAAAAUGAAGCUUCCUGGGUGGUGAUCCUACGAGCCAUAAAAGCGUAAACGAGCCCAAACCCCAUCUUCGUUCGUGCGAGCUAAUGUUGAGAAGUGGAUUGUGUGAUUAUAGAGAAAUAAUGCUUCGCACGUCGAAAAUUUAAUAUCUUCCCGUCUUUUGGCUUGCGGCUGGAUUUGGUUCUCGGAUUAGGGGCAUUUUGUUGCUGUUUUCUUGACGCAUAAAAGUGCGUGCCAAUUGUGUGGAUGAGAGAAAAGGGGAAUAAAUUAUGGCGAACGGUUCCACAAAACAUCCCACACACAAACAAACGUAAAUACAAAGUACGGAAGGAAACAGCUGUUACCGAGUGCGUAUUUCAGGCUUUUGAGGUUUUCCAUGCUGCCUUACAACUUCUCAGUGUGACCCAGAUGAAAAUCUAUCGGAAAACAACAAGUACACUUCGGAACAGUUUUUCAUCAAUUCCAGUCAAGCUUUUAUCUAUGAUACUCAAGCCCACCUCCGUAGUCUCAUGCCUACAAAUAGUAAGCAAAGCAUGUUUAACCUGCAAAGCUUUCGUUCUCCGGAAAUUCUGGUCCAAAUACGUAACAACUUUUCUGUUGGUGAUUGCACUAAAAGAAGAACCGCAAUGACGAACCAAUGAAACAAACACACGAAGCUCCCCAUGGUAACGGAAAUAAGGGUUUCUACUUAUCCUUGACUGUCUUCUGGAAGGAUUGUCGGCAAACAGGGAUCCCAACCUCCAUGCGACUGAACUUUGGUUCAAAGGAUAAUUGAAGUAAUAUAGUUGAAGCAUUGGCGAAGAAUCUUCCGGCGAAAAAGGCGAAUGCUAGAAAUUAUACCAGAAUAUCCGAAUGAGCCUAGAAAGCGUUACGGGAACAAAACUUGAACUGGACUAUCGUAAUGAGUCACAAAUAAGAGAACCAACCAACUAGAAGAGAUGUAUGCUUCUCCACCAGAAGGAUCACAUGUCCAUGCAUUUCUUUUCCAAUGAGAGACAUUUUUGUGAAUGUAAAUUAUUCACAAGCCAAUGCACAUUGCUCACGGCUGCCACUUUAUCCGAAAAGGCCUUUUGGAGCUGGAACCGUCCUUCUACUAACGCCAAGGGAUGCUUUUAACCUUUUCCAUAGCAACCGUAACACUUAGCAAUCCGAUGCACCUGGAAGAUAAUCCGUACGCUCGUUGCUAGCUUGUUUCACAUUUUCCUUCCAUUUCCACGGCACAACCAUCGGAUAGCCGGAAGGGUUUUCCAUUGGUUUUUUGCUCCGUUUCUUUCGAUCUUUACUGUGGCAUGCUGUGAGCUUUGGAUGCUAUGAAGAUUGGCUACAUGGAGAUAACAUUGAUGUGUUCAUAUCUUGGUCGCUUUCGUGGUUGCUGACGUGAGCUUGGGAAAGUUAUUAUAUUUUUUACAUUUUUUUGAUUCUUAAAUAGGAACGUUUUGAGUGUGUUCUGUGCGUAUUUGGCGAGCUAAAAGUAACUAAAGUUAUGAUAGAAAGUAAUACAAUAUUUCGAUUGGUGCUAAAUGUAAAACGAUUGCGCUGAAGUGUUACACCAACGCAAAGUUGGUCUACAGUGCCAUUCAAAUCGCAUUAAGUCGCGUUUCUCCAACAACCACACCGUACCAACUCGCGGUCAUCACAAAAUGACCGAUAUUAAUCGCACCAAACAAAGCUAUCUGCACAAACACAACGGAAAGAUCGAUCCGCAAUCAGCGCAAACCCCAUCGGUGCUGCACUCGACGGGAUCGAACGCAAACGAACAUGGCCGUGCGGCCGGCAAUGGCGCUGCCACCGGUUCCAGCACGGGCGGUUCGUUGAAACGCAACAAUAGUCAUCAUCAGCGAUUGAAAAAAUCCAACACAAGCACUCUGGACCGAAGCUCUAAUGGCCCUGUGGAGUUCGGAGCGGAUGCAAGGCCGGUCGGCAGUAGCUUCGGCCAUCAUCAACAGCAACAACAGACCGGAACGACCUGUACGAGAUCCGGCGCCGGUUCCGGUCUUGCCAAGAGCUGGUCGAAAACCUCCAGCAGUAGCACCUCCCAGUCGACUUCCCAUGGCCCCGCGGAACAAACGCAGCACACUCUUGAAACAGGCAGCGGCGGUGGCCGACCUCCGGGGACAAAUUUAGCACCCACCAUCAAAACGGAAGCCUCGCUCAGUGACGAUUUUAAACGCUUCCACGCGCUCCGCAACAGCUACGGCGGCAAAUCCAAUUUAAAUGUAAAUAACACCGAUCACAUGAUAAAAUCGCAGGUCCUGCUUCACCAGCAGAAGCUGCGCGAGUACUCUCGACAACAUCCUACACAGCAACAGCAGCACCGUGACAACGAUACCUACUCAACCUGCUCAUCGUCCCAGUCCGACUACCAGCACCCUCAGCAACCGCAGCAGACGCAGCAACAUCAGCAAAACCAUCGCCACAAGCAUCACACUCACUAUCGCGUACAUCAGCAUCAACACCAUCAGCAGCAGCAGGCUCAACCCCACAAUGUCCAGCCGACUCAGUCCAUCUAUCCCAUCUCGGCCACGGUAGCCGCAAAGGCCACGUUGACGCGCGCCGGUGGUUUCGGUGGUGGUGGAGGUUCGAUAUUGAAUAAUGCCACCAGCAGCAGCCAUCAGGAUCCGGUCGGGAGUCGGAACAGCCUCAAACGAGGGCCGGGCGGAUUAAGCACCCUGUCACUGUGCAGCUGCGACGCGGAAACCGAGAUAAUACCGAAUCCAUUAAGGCCAUUAUAUCAGUACAGCCUGGACAGGAAAAAUCCUCGCCAGCACACCUACACGUGUGAGCAGAACGCACAGAUUUUGCUGCGGCUGGAAAAGGACCGUCAGAAGAAGUUCGGCUCCAUGGGCAAGUUGCACCUGGCCACAUCAACCGGUGACUUGAGCCUAGCGACCGCAGCGACGAUGCAACGACACUCCAGCAUAACCGGUGCAUCCGUGCCGACGUCAUCCGUUUCAACUCCAGCUCCAACGCCACCUUUACCUCAGCUAGCCCCAACUGCAGCCGGAAAAGUCACCGGAAACGCGUGCAAGGUAGCGGCCAACGUACUCUCGUUUGACUGCCAGCAUGGAUCGUAUCCGAGGAAUGAUAAUUAUGCCGAGGACGAUUCGUUCAGCGAAGACAUGAUACCUCCUCCGCCGCCUCCACUCAACAGGCGCCCCUCCUACGGAUACGGCUGUGUGGUGCAACCUGUUGCAUCCGGACCGGAACCGACACACGCGGACCAGCCGACGAUGUACGAGCCAUCGUCCCAGCCCUCAAUCCCCAAUCCCGCAAACGUCGGAAGCUACGGACGUGAAGUCGACGGCCUGAUCGGAACCAUGAAUCAGCCGGAUCUGUUCAACUUUGCCACCAACACAAACGGAUCGCUGAGUGGAACGCUAAAGUCAACACUCAAAUCCGCCAAAUCGUCGGCAAACGGUAAAACGACUUCCGGCUCAUUGGGCAUGACCGCCGACGGCAAGUCGAAACUGAACGACCCGCUUCCGGUCAUGAUGGUGGACCUGAUGAAUGGCAACACGGCCGCACCGCUUCCGACUGGGAAUGAUCCGCCCGGCACAACAAAGCCAUAUCCGCCUUACUACUUCGAUGAUAAUUAUCUCCAUCACCACUACUACUGCCGGAAUGGAGAAGAUCGGUUCGGAGAGACCGGAUCGGAUAUGCCGCUAAAAGAAGCGAUGGAUGCGGGGCAGCUUUAUCUCUACCAUCAACAUCACCACCACCAUCAUCCGGACUCGGUCACUGCCGGUUUCAUUCCGAACUACGAUGCACUUAAUCUUCCCGCCAAGUACAACACGAUCGGAGCGAACGGAGAUUUGCAACUGUCGGGGCACUUCUCUGGGUUGGGCGGUGAAGUAGUCGGUCACCAUGCCAGCUCCUGCAACAUCAAUCAGUACUCCGGGUCAGCAAAAACCAACCUCAUCGCAUCGCAUAACCAUCCCUUCUCCAACUCGAUCAGCAACUUCAACUUCAAUCCCUCGCAGUACUUCGGUUCGGGCCUGGAACCUGCUCCCGGCACUACCAUCAUUCCUGGUGGAGUGAUGGGAGGUGUGAUGGGUGGUGGUGAUGGGUUUCCUUCCAGCUGUAGCCUUAACGGGACACCCAAUAAGCAGCAACCACACCCGUGGAAACAUCGCCAAUGUCCGAGUCGUGGUUCGAGUAGUACCGGUUCCGGAUCAUCAAAAUGGGAUCUUCCUUCGAGACAGUGGCUUGCGGUGACCUCCAUACUGUUGAUUGCCGGAGCAGCCGGAGUGGCCGUCCCGCUCGCCCUCAAGGUUUCGUCCGGUGCGCCGCUCGAGGAACGGCUGCAGGUGGCUACGCAGCUGCUCGACACAGUGCCUUUAAUCGAUGGUCACAACGAUCUGCCGUGGAACAUACGGAAAUUCCUGCACAAUCAGCUGAACGAUUUUCGGUUUGACGAUGAUCUCAAGACGAUACUGCCCUGGUCGAAGAGUGCCUGGAGUCAUACGGAUUUGCAGCGGCUCAAACGUGGUCGCAUUUCUGCACAGUUUUGGGCCGCAUACGUACCCUGUGAGGCGCAGCACAAGGAUGCAGUGCAAAUCACUUUGGAACAGAUAGAUGUAAUUAAAAGACUGACAGAACGAUACUCUCCACAUCUGACUUCCUGCGCAUCGGUGCUCGAUAUCGUGCAAGCGCACAAAAACCGUCAAAUGUGUUCAUUAAUCGGUGUCGAGGGUGGCCACUCGCUCGGCGGUUCGCUCGGUGUCCUGCGCAUCUACUAUGCCCUCGGAGUGCGGUACAUGACCCUUACCUCCACCUGCCACACACCGUGGGCCGAUUCGAGCAAUGCGGAUGCACCGAAGUAUGACAUCCGACACGGUGGACUUACGGCUUACGGCAAGACGAUCGUGCGCGAAAUGAACCGGCUCGGCAUGAUAGUGGACCUAUCAAAGUCGUCCGUCGGCACGAUGAAGGAUGUGCUGGCGACCUCGCAGGCACCGGUCAUCUUUUCCCACUCGUCGGCCCACGCACUGUGCAACUCGAGCCGCAACGUACAGGACGAAGUGCUCGAGCUGGUGACGAAAAAUCGCGGCCUCGUGAUGGUCAACUUUUACAACAAGUUCCUGCGGUGCAGCGAUAACGCAUCGGUACAGGACGCCGUGGCACACAUAAAUCACAUUCGAAGAAUUGCUGGAAUCGACCACGUUGGAUUGGGUGCGGGCUACGAUGGAAUUAAUUUCACACCCCACGAUCUCGAGGACGUGUCGAGCUACCCGCGCCUGUUUGCCGAACUGCUCGGCGAUGGAUGGACGGUGGACGAGCUGGAAAAGUUGGCCGGCCGGAACUUGCUGCGCGUGUUCGAGGAGGUGGAAAAGGUGCGCGAAAAUCAGCGCCUUUCGGGGGUGCGGCCGUACGAGGAGAUUCCACCCGUGGUGAGGCCCGACGAACACGCGAACUGUUCGACCAACAGUUAAUGGGUCGAUCCCCAUCAACUGGAACCGAGUCCGGUGAAGGAAAAGGAUUCUCUACUCCAGAUACAAGCUUACAUAGAGUCUCAAUCGUGAAAAGCUCGUUGAAAUGCCUUUUACGAACGAUGGUAAAUUAAAAAUCAGAAGAUCAUCCCUGGUUCUCCAACGAUUGUUGGUCUCGUAGCACAAGGUAGAAACCCCGGUGAUAAGGAUGUGAUUAAGAAUAAUGCCAUCUACCUAUUAUUUGUUCAUUCGUGCUGGUAUUUCCGUUGUGUAAGGAAACCUGCAUCACCCCAAAAAACCCUUUACGUCUUUGCAGAGAUGUGUAAAUGAAAAAUGGAACGUUUAAUUAGCGGGCCUUCGUUUUAAGAAGACAAGCAUAGAGAAUCGUGUUCCGGCGCGGUGGAAGAAAACAGAAAUUAUAUUCACAUUAUCAUUCAUCCUGUAGGUGAUAAAAAAUGUCGGCAUUUAUUACGACGCCAUCUCCGUGUGGAAAAUGCGCCUCCAAUUCUCCCCCGCCACACUGUACACUAGUUCGCCCGAAGGCCUGGUGGUCUGCCAGUUGGCACCGCGGUAACGCUGCGGUAGCGAUUAAUAAGUAGCGGCGUAAAUGAGAAAUGGCUUAAAUUUGUGCAAGCGUGCAGGAAAAAUUAUUAUGCACCGGUGGUGACAGACGAUUCAGAUGGAGACGUAGCAGGAACAACAACAAAAAAAAAAAACACGGCAUCCAGCCAGUGCACGUUCUAUUCCCGUGGAAAGCGCAUUCGUUCACAUCCGGCUGGUGGGAAAUAGGCGAGAGUCCUGGGAGGCGAUUUACGCUGGAAAACUAAUUAAAACACCAACCCAAGGUGAUUAAGCAUGGGCUGAUCAGCAAGCAUCAGACAGCAUACAGGUAUUAUUACGCGGGAUCUAUAGGUGGCCACGGGUUUCGGUGUGGUUUCAUGUUUUCGUGUGUGUAAAUGAGCUGUUGAAAUUGAAUCGAUUGCAUUCAAAACGGCAAAUGCGUAGCCUUCAACUGAUUUGGACCCUUCCCGGGAAACACUCAGCGCUGAGUUUAAAUGAAUUUGGAGCUAAUUUUGCAUUGGCUCAAUAACAAAGAGCUUUAAGGUUAAAAUGUGCUUGUCCGGAGUGAAAGGUGCACUUGUAAAAAGGAAGGUUAUAAAACACCAACAACACGUGUUCGACUCAUCACAUGCACCUGCUGCUACUGCUGCUGCACAUUGCGAUGCGAUAGAAGGAAGAAAAAAUCCGACACAAAUCUCCCCCGUGCGAGAUGAUGAAGUAUGCAGAAAAAACUCAACUGCUGCCCCAACUACAACUCCAACAAUAAAAGUCUCCUUCGUAACCCAACUCCGGAUGAGCACGGUAAAAAGGAGCCAACAGUUACCCCCCCCCCCCUCCCCCUUUUUUCCACUUAUCCUCGUACAAGAAGCUUCCGUUUUGAUGUUGUUGCUUACUCACGGGCUGUAAAAUGUACAAACUGGGAAAAAUGGGUUUAAUUAAAAUACAAACGACUUGCAUGGAGCGCGCUUGUCCCGAAUGCGUACAUACUGCCCUUUGGAUGGACGGUCACUCGCUCGGUCAUCUACAUUGUAACAAGCGUUUGAAUUUCUAGACUUCCCAGACAAACGAUGAUUUCCCAGGGCUCUGAAUGCUUAAGCCUGAUGACGACGACAACGGCAACGGGCUCUCAUACGUGUGAGAUGAGAGUGUGCUGGCCGUUCCUUCGGGCUAAAUAAAAAGAACAUCGUGACUAUAUGGGUGUAGUGAUGAAAAUAGCACGCCUGUAAGACACUGAGGCGAGUAAAGGCUGCAAACCGCUGUCAAGCGAAAGGUGGACAAGCGUGCAGUAGUACAACGAUGAUUGUAUUCUGGCCAUAGACGGACGAGAAUUAAAUUAAGCUUCAUUUCACUCGCACCCCAAAGAAAAAAAAAAAGGUCUAUCAAAGCUCCAUCAAAACCAAGUAAUCCAAGGGUAUGCUGGACGGCUGACAAGCUGAAACCACCAAAAUGGUGGCAGCCUCAGGUUGAUCUCUCUUCCGCACAGCGAGCGGGAAGCGCAGCACAGCAACAUUGGAUUAAGUUAUGAUUAGUAAUUGCAUAAUUAAUGAGAUUAAUUUGAAUUAAAAGCGUUCUGGACUUGCGGAACGAAAAAUGUACGCCAGCAGAUGAUUCUUUUCCGUUGACAUCGGGUUCUUUUUGCUUCUACACAAAAAGUUUGAAGCGGAUUUAUGCUAGUCAGAGCUUUAAUGAGUAAAAAGGGUCAUCAAAUUUGAUUGCCUUUUUAUUUGUACCUUCUCGUCAGUGUCGGAAAAUUAAGACAAAUUCCACAGCUCGUAAAGAAUUGCGAUUGAUCGCUAUGAGUUCUGCUAGAUGACGCCACUAUUGCCUCUUUGUAGUCUUAACGGACAAUUUUUCAUCAUUACCAGUUUAAUUAUCAAUUUGAUUGUUCGGGAAAAAAGAAAAGCGAUCCAUUCUUUCGAAAACGGUGACAAAAUCCAAUCAAGCUCACAUUUUUUUCAACUUCAAUUACUUACGAAAUUUCAUUACGGUCCAAUUUAAUUGACCUCACGUUUGUUUUGCGAUUCGACUUCAACAAAUUUGCUACCGCCAACCGACAAGAAUUCCUUUUGGGGACUAAUCCGCAAAUCGUGUUCCCGUUGUAAGGGACGAUUCUACGGUUCGACCAAAUGUGUCCUUAGUCCAUACAACAACAACAACAAAACAUGGGACAAUAAAUUAGUUUAAUUGAAAAUAAUCGUCUAAGCUUUGUUCGUGGAAAAUAGAAACUUGCCGAUGGUGCGCUGGAUGCUGGGAGUACAAGAUCGGAAAAGCGAUUGUUUUCCUUCUCUUCAUCGAGAUAUUACAAAACAACCUCCCAGGAGAUCCUUGAAGAGUCGGUGGUGUUACGCUUUAGUGAUGGUCAAACUCAACCCAACUCAGGAAUCGGUUCCUUAUGGUUUGUAGUUUGAUGUCAACCAAACCUAACGAUAACCCAACCCAACGAUACUGGACGAAGUUUGCAUACCCGCAACAUGAAUCCUUCCUGUGUACUUCUCUAUUGCGGUUCUCCUCUACAAUGAACCAGUUCAUCAUCAUCAUCGAGAGCAUGUGAAGUGGAAAACUAUUCCUUGCUCUCUCUGUCCCUCUUUCUCUCACACAUUUGAUUGGACGGCAAACUAACGUGACCGAAGCAGGAUACUGUGUCCCCAGUGUCCUAGGGUACAGCAGCAAACUUUCCACGCUGCUUGUUUGGUGUUAUUUUAUUUCAUGGCUCUAUAUGGCUUUUAUGGCUUUCGGUUAGAGCAUAAGUGUCUGUGUCGUGAUCAAAUGAAUUAAAUUUGUUCACUUAGUAAGAAGCGAAUUCCUACCCUGGCUCACUUGUCACAUCCGUGAGAUGCGUGUGAGAACGAGCGAAUAAUUAAAAAAGUUUUCUUCAUCGCUACACACGUGUCGGUAGAGCCAUGGCUUUGAUAUCCUGUUGUAGAAAUAGUUAUUUGAAUGCAAUAGUCCUAUCACUCUCUCGGUAAAGUACGAGCUGGAAAAGCUCGCAUACUUGAACAUAAAUCAAGCACAUUUGUUUGUGGCUUAUUGGGCCCUUAUCGAACGAUGAUGUUAUUCCCCGGGGGGUUAACUCUCUAACGAAUGGAAUUUUUAUUUCACCGAAAACAAGCUUUUCACAAUGAUAAUACUACCAAUCAUUCAAUAUUGGUUUGGUUCUUGAAAAGUCCCCCAUUAUGCUCUUUUCCCAGGAAUUUAGUUAAAAUACUCAAUUAAAUUUGUUCACUUAGUAAGAAGCAAAUUCGUACCCUGGCUCACUUGUCACAUCCGUGAGAUGCGUGUGAGAACGAGCGAAUAAUUAAAAAAGUUUUCUUCAUCGCUACACACGUGUCGGUAGAGCCAUGGCUUUGAUAUCCUGUUGUAGAAAUAGUUAUUUGAAUGCAAUAGUCCUAUCACUCUCUCGGUAAAGUACGAGCUGGAAAAGCUCGCAUACUUGAACAUAAAUCAAGCACAUUUGUUUGUGGCUUAUUGGGCCCUUAUCGAACGAUGAUGUUAUUCCCCGGGGGGUUAACUCUCUAACGAAUGGAAUUUUUAUUUCACCGAAAACAAGCUUUUCACAAUGAUAAUACUACCAAUCAUUCAAUAUUGGUUUGGUUCUUGAAAAGUCCCCCAUUAUGCUCUUUUCCCAGGAAUUUAGUUAAAAUACUCAAUUAAAUUUGUUCACUUAGUAAGAAGCAAAUUCCUACCCUGGCUCACUUGUCACAUCCGUGAGAUGCGUGUGAGAACGAGCGAAUAAUUAAAAAAGUUUUCUUCAUCGCUACACACGUGUCGGUAGAGCCAUGGCUUUGAUAUCCUGUUGUAGAAAUAGUUAUUUGAAUGCAAUAGUCCUAUCACUCUCUCGGUAAAGUACGAGCUGGAAAAGCUCGCAUACUUGAACAUAAAUCAAGCACAUUUGUUUGUGGCUUAUUGGGCCCUUAUCGAACGAUGAUGUUAUUCCCCGGGGGGUUAACUCUCUAACGAAUGGAAUUUUUAUUUCACCGAAAACAAGCUUUUCACAAUGAUAAUACUACCAAUCAUUCAAUAUUGGUUUGGUUCUUGAAAAGUCCCCCAUUAUGCUCUUUUCCCAGGAAUUUAGUUAAAAUACUCAACAUUGAAAUAAUACUUCUGAUUUUACUCUUCAUUUUAUUUUGCCCCUAUUCAAAUCAUCCUACCGCUAGAUUCGAUUUGCUCGCGUUCUGAUUUUUCUAUAAAUAUUGUUCGACCGCAGGGCAAUCUCAAUUUAAACAAUCGUCCCUACUUAAACAAACCAGACUCGCGAGGCUCACGACGACGAGCGAAUGCCGCACAUGUUUGGUCCGGUCACGUGGAUAAAUAAAAUUCACCAAACCGAACCGAUCGCAAUCGUCCUCAGAAGCUACGCGAUUUCAUUUUUGUGUUGCUUCAAAAGCAAUAUUGCUCGAAAGGUUAACUCAUCCACUCGACAUGAACUUGGCUGAGUCCCCAAAGGGCUAAAAAGCACAUUCUGUUGUGCGAUACUUUUCUUUUUCUGGUGUGGGAGAAAAACGAAGCCAAAUCGAACGCCUCAAAUGAACCGAGGUACGCGAAUCGAUAGCCAAAGGGACGCUUAAAAGCGAUGAACUUUGGGAGCACUCGGAGGGAAAACUGUCACAACACGAUCGUAACAAUUGAGUUAAUAUUUAUGAUUUUUACGGUUAGUUGAACCAGCCCGAAGGUUGGCAGUGGAUACUGAACGACGAAAGGCACACCUGAAGAACGUGCUCUGAUGCUUGACCUACCUCCGAGUGGAAUCUAUCUACCAAGCAUACUUUCGACAUUCAUUGGAGCGCGAUUGGAGAAAAUAAAUAAAGCCAACGCUGGAAGCUUUAAGCACAUUCCCGGCGGCUAGCGUUCUGAUUCUGAUUCGUUCGUUUCGUUGGUCUGAGAACGCAACAGGUGUGCUCCGGUCACAAGGUUUUUCCGAAAAAAUCUGAGUAUUAAAAAAAACUUAGCCCCUUAUCUUUGAGCCGGCGCGAAAGCAUUCUUGGCACCCGAAACGGCGUGUGGACAAUGGGCGAGUUUCGAAGGGGUGGACAGUUAGUUUUUAUCGUCUUACAUUCGGUGCGUCCUUUAGUGCGACAGUAAGCUAUCCGAAUACGAAAGAAUUUGAUAAAAAAGGGAUUGAAAAAUCCGAGCGAAAAUGAGCAUCAUAAAUGGAUAGAAUGCAUGGGACAGAAUCAUUAGGGACAAAUGAAAGGUGAAGCUUAUUUUUUAUCGCUUGAUGGGGUUUUUUCCCUCUAUUCUUUCCUAUUAAAAAUAUCAUUUUUCUGACAACAAUCAAUAAGAGGUGAAUGAGCUUUUAAAGAGGGGUUUCCUUCAUCGGAUGGAGCAUCGCGCGAUGGGAAAUUAUCUCAAUUUUCCCACACGUGGGAACCAAUUUUCAACACUAUGGUGGUAUGUGGGCACCACACAGCACUCAGCAGACUGCGUUGUGGGAGGAGGUUAUAAUUCAAUCAAACGGAGACAUCAUUUUAAACGAGUCUUUAAGGGUUGGGCACUGGGCGUUUUCGUGAGGGUGCACGUUCAUGUAAUAGGUGUAAUUGGACGGAACCGAUCUCUCGUCAUCAGGUGGGUUUUGUAUCGAACGUUGACGAGCACUUUGCACCAGCCAUUGUGUACCACGGACUACCUAUCUUUAUUCUGCGCGAUGGAACACUACUCACACACGUGUUAAAGUGUGAGUGAACUACAAGGUUGCUACUAGUUCUUUUGGAUACUAAAUAACUAAAAUGUACUACUAAAAUGUAAAUUUGGAAAUAUUUCCUCGUACAAACAACAUAAUCAGCAUUUAAAAAAUGUGUUUACCGAGAGCUUAAUCAGCUCAUUGAAUGGGAAAUUGACCCGCGCGUUAUUGGGGUGUAAUUUAAAAUCACAUAAUGGAGGUGCCUGGUGGUUGACCACAACAGCUCGAAAAAGCUACUUUGCACGUGUCGAAUGUAGUUGAAUUUUGACUGAAAAUAAAAGCCCCCAUCAAUACACACUCCCGAAACCAAUAACAACCGGUGGCGAGAGGGAUAAGGCUUUCGUUGAAAAAAAAAUCCAAUACGAUCGAACCGAUGAUAUUUGCAACACAAACAAAUCGGAUUGCUCUCUGCCUUUCGAAUGGGGAGAACAUGGUGAGUGUGGAAGCAAACAGAACAGAAAGGGUUAAUGAAAACGGCCCCAGUAAGCCUGGAGGGCUUCGAAGGACAGCCAUCGCCCUCCCGUAGGGUAGGGGGGUAGGUGAAAUCAUACAUUCAAUUAUAACUUUACGCCUUACGCCAGACCGUUAAUUCAACGGUUCGAACCUCCGAGCCUCGAGAAUGUUUGUGGAAAAGCUUAUCCAGCUCACACACAAACACACAAACAUGUGGAAAAAUAUGGAAUGUGGAAUAUGGAAUGGGAAAACCGUCGAAAGCUUUAGUUUAAUUUCAUUGUUGCAUUGGUUGCGCCACGGCCAGCAGCCCACGAGGAAAUCAAAAUGCAUCCCAACUUUUGCCCCUCUGUUGGUGUUUACUCACAAGCAAUGCUUGCAAACGGACGGACUCGAGCAUAUCGAGGUGUACGUACCGCUGGUGGAAAAUUUAUUAUCAAUUUGUUUGCUACGCUCGCUCGUACUCGAACUCGCACAAUGUUGUUGUGUGGACAAUGGUGUGCCUCCCAAAAAAGGGUCACUCGCUGGAUGAGUUGUAGGGUGCGAAAACUCUUCUACGUCCCGAACGCUCAUUAACAUGCAGCAAUGUGGGCAAAUGGAGCUUCCGAGAUUCGGAACCAAGCAGCAUAACAACAACUCUUCAAUUAUCCCGCCUCAUGCCUGCGCGCUUUUGUGGUGCAAACGAUAUGAUGAAAACUGGGCGAAAGCUUUUGCUGUUUUCGUUGAAUUUUGCACAAAAUGCAAACAUACUAAAAUGAGGAUUCUCCUGGAAAAGCCUCAACUUUUAUGAAAUCAGUUCGAUUACUGAAUUUAGCUCAUUAUCAAAAACUGAAGCUGGAGAAAAUUAAUCAAUCAACCUUCCAGUGCUGUUAAUUUAACGCAUUAACUGGAUCAUUUGGUAUGCUGCAUUAUCAGUCCUGAAUCGACGCCCGAAUCAAAUUAGAGUUGGGGUUAAACUAGCAAACAGAAAUCUGCACUGAAUGCAGUUGCAGUUUUCUAAAGUACUACCUUAAUUAGCACUUUUUCCACGCCACCACCAAAUUCGCAACCAAAUCGCCAUGCGCCAAUGGACAGUAAAUAAUGCGUCCGAAAUUAGUCGCGUUUGAUGAUUGGCUUGUAAUUUCAUGAACUCACAAAAGAGCCGGAUGUGACCGGUUUUUGUGCUGCCGCACCACGGGUAAUGUGUAUAAUGCUAUAAAAAUGCAAAAAAAGUAAAAAAAAAAACACUCUCGUAACAAUAGGACCAAUUAAAUGUUAUUUACGGAGGUAACGUGUGCGAGCAAACACGAGCGAAGAAAUUACCAAUAAUUAAAAUAUACAAAAAAAAAGGAAACCGAGCGACGGAACAAUAACCACACAACAGAAGGAGACAUAAAAAUGGCGUACGUGAAAAUCAACCCGUUAAGUAGUGUGAAAUGUCCCGGUUGGUUAUGGAGCACAGCACGCACGGUUAAUUAGAGGACGAGCGCAAAAAAGGCCGACGAAAACAAGCGCCACGCACGCGUUUACCGUUUCACUUGUUCAGUUUGUGGCCAAAAGGAAAAAACUAAAUGUAUCAUUCGAGGAAAAGCAAUGAAAAUGAGACAGAGCGAAUGUGCAACAAGAAAUGCAUUCGGUGAAAAAUAGAAGCAAGAGAAGGCCUCGAAACACGUGUGUACAUUAUAAACAUAUCAGCAACACCCGUACAGAGUAAGGACAACUCUGGAAAAACGCAUAUAACGCAACGAGCGCAAACAAUUCAAUUCGAUACACGAUACACGGAACCGAGAUGCGCGCGUGUGCGGGUUUAAAGGUUUGGAAAAUUCAACAAAAAACGGAAACAAAGAAAAGAGGAAAAUGGCUCGCAAAACAAACUAGCAAAUCAAAGAAUGUGUGUCGGUGACUGGGGACAUAUUUUGCCAGCUGGUUUGUUUGUUGG
Molecule: messenger RNA, 15778 nt
Organism: Anopheles stephensi (Asian malaria mosquito)
Lineage: Eukaryota; Metazoa; Arthropoda; Insecta; Diptera; Culicidae
Exons: 12
Coding region: 3384-7175 (1263 amino acids)
Biological process (GO): proteolysis
Molecular function (GO): metallodipeptidase activity
Source: RefSeq, a predicted model, not a curated record